GAUUGGUUUAUGGAUAAAUCAAAAUUGAAUUUUACAGUUGUGUGUUUGUCUGAUAUGAUAUUUCAUUUAGUGUUUGAAGCGGCUUAUCGGUGCUACUUUGGAUUUUGCUGUCGAGUUGAUAAUAACACGUCUUGUGUGUAACCUAAUUUAUCACAUUUUGAAUGUAAAUAAAAAUUAAUAAAUUCAUCAUUAUUGUGUGUUUAACAUUGUGAAUUAUUUUUUUUUUUUUUAAAUAAUACAAUGAGUUUAAGAAAACCGAGAAGAGAUUCAGAUGUUAUUCUCUCGAAAUAUAAUCAAAAAGAACUUUUAUUUAAAUUUCUUAUCAUUGGAGAUUAUGGAGUUGGUAAAACAGCGAUUGUCAGAAGAUAUACUGAAGGUAAAUUUUCAUCAAAUUACAAGAUAACUAUAGGUGCUGAUUUUGCAAUUAAAACACUUUAUUGGGAUCCAAAUACUAAAAUAAAUUUACAACUAUGGGACAUUGCUGGCCACGAAAGGUUUGGAUAUAUGACAAGGGUCUAUUACAAAUAUGCAGUUGCAGCUGCUCUUGUUUUUGACAUAUCACGAGUUGCAACAUUUCAAUCAGUCAAAAAAUGGUUGAGUGAUCUACGUGAAAAAGUAACAUUACAGGAUGGCUCAAGUAUUCCAAUUGUUUUACUUGCAAAUAAAUAUGACAUACAACAGAGUGCAAUUCAAACUGAUCAAAUUAUUAAAUUUUGCAAAGAUAAUAAAAUUUGUAAAUGGUUCAUUACAUCAGCUAAGGAUAAUUUAAACAUUGAUAACGCAAUGUAUUAUCUUGUUGAGAAUGUACUGAGAGCCAAAAUUGAUGAUGAUAUUAGAGACUCAAUAAGACUACGUGAAACAUUGCUAAUUGAUGAAAAUAAUGGAUGCUGCAAAUCUCAAUGAUAAUACCAAUAAAAUUAGUAUGUAAAUAAAAUUUAAAAUU
Molecule: messenger RNA, 943 nt
Organism: Aphidius gifuensis
Lineage: Eukaryota; Metazoa; Arthropoda; Insecta; Hymenoptera; Braconidae
Product: ras-related protein Rab-32-like
Exons: 6
Coding region: 241-903 (220 amino acids)
Biological process (GO): vesicle-mediated transport
Cellular component (GO): vesicle; Golgi apparatus; trans-Golgi network
Molecular function (GO): GTPase activity; GTP binding
Source: RefSeq, a predicted model, not a curated record